AUGGCUAAAGCUUGGAUCAAUAGAGAUGAAACUGCAAAACAAAUGUUGGCUAGGGUUCUUAAAGAAAGACCAUUGUUACUUCUCCCUCAACCCCUUCACAGGGUACCCCUUAGCGUCAACAACAUCAUUGAGAUCAUAGGUCCAUCUCCUUCAGCCAAAACCGAAAUCUUGCUGCAAGUUGCUGUUACCUGUAUUCUUCCCAAGAACUGGAAUGGAAUCCAAUACGGUGGCUUAGAACAUUCCGUCUUGUUCCUGGACUUAGAUUGUCGGCUUGACAUAUUCCGCCUUUCUCAAUCUCUGAAGUUACGAAUAUCCAAAACCAAUCGCAAUUCAAACCAUCAAUUUCAGCAUGAUGACAUGGAGUUAUUAUUUAAAGAUUGCAUGAAACGAAUCUCAUACACCAGAUGUUACGAUAGUUUUCAAUUCCUUUCCGCUCUAAAGGGAUUGCAUUCCAAACUAGAUAAAGAAAGAAAUGAAGAUCGGAAUGGUGUUGAUGUACUAAUGAUUGAUGGAAUUGGAGCAUUUUACUGGAUCGAUCGUGGGUUUUCAUCUUUGCCACAGGGGAAUCCCAACAGGAAAAACUUUUGUUUUCAAACUGUGUUUGAAACUGUUGUUCAGGAACUAAGGAAGCUCUUGAUGAUGCAUCCUGUUCUUGUUUUAGCUACAAAGACAGUUACAAGUCAAGUCAAAGGUUGGUCAAAGAAUGAAUAUCGUGAGUAUAUGCCAUUGAUUUGGCAAUCGUUUGUUACACAUAGAAUUCUUGUGAGACCUUCGGAUGAUAAAAGAAAGAUUCAUGAUCGUGUUUGCUAUUUGGCAGAGUGGUUAUUGCCAGCCCUAAAUCUUUCAGAUGAGUUUUUUGUUGGUGAUGCUGGAAUUCUCACUUUGUUGUAG
Messenger RNA from Lactuca virosa, 891 nucleotides. Lineage: Eukaryota; Viridiplantae; Streptophyta; Magnoliopsida; Asterales; Asteraceae. The record is from the annotation of a GenBank genome assembly.